GCAAUUCCUUGCUGGAUUCUGCAACGCCUGCUCUUCGUCCUUCUGUGAAAUGCCCAUGGCAGGGCCGCCAUGCACCCAUUUGCUUGCUCCAUGGUGGUCCCUGGAGUAAUGCAGGGGCUCCACAAUGUCGAUCAGCCCUGAGCCCUCCGCUGCCCGCCUUUAUUUGCGCGCUUUUCUGGUGGGCCUCCUUCUCUUGGCCGCGGUGGUUGCAGUGCCAUUGUUCCAGUGGCGCGAACCCGCAGGCGUGCGCUCUGUGGACGAGGGCCUGCUGGGCCUGCCCGCGGCGGGGCUGGCGGGGCAGCUCCUGGCACUGCUCAAGAACAGCACACCCGCCUUCAAGUGGCGCAAGGGCCAGUGGGUCGCAGAGACGUCCGUGACAGUCACGCAGACGGUCACGUUCAGCAGCUCCGGUGAAGGGUCCAUCACGAGGGGGGAUCGCUGGGAUGCCGGGGCCGCGAGCCCUGAUGGGCCGGAGCAGUUUCUGUUCCCCAUGGUGGACGAGAGGUGGGGGGUGGGGAACCAGCUGCAGGAGUUCAUCUCUGCAGCCUACACUGCACGCAUACUCAACCGUACCCUCUGCCUCGCCAACCCGCUGGCCCAGCCCAAGGAACACAAGGGAGGGGAUGACCUGAACCAAGUGCCAAAGUGGUCGGACCACUUUCUGGUGGACAGCCUGCGGCCAGUGGUGCGCGUGCGGCCCCUGGAGGAGUGCGCCGCCGCGUGCGGGGGCCUGCUGGAGGAGCUGCACUUCAUGGAGAGCUACUUCCUCGAGCGCGGGCCAGGCCUCAAGUACCCGACAUGGGACGACUACGCAGCAGCGCAUGGGCUGCGCCUAGGGAGGAAAGUCUCCCCCCGCGCGUCCUCGUCCAGCCUGUCGAGCCGCGCCAGCCUGGAGGCCUGGUUCAGCUCGUCCCGCGCUGUGGCCUGCUUAGGGACCACCACCUUCUUGGGGCUUCGCUUCCGGGAGCCGUGGCGGCUCUUCUACUCCAGCGUCAAGCCGUCCGACAAGGUGCGCGCUUACGCAGACCACGUCCAGCAGCAGCUGCUCGGUGGUACGCCCUACCUGGCCCUGCACUGGCGCGUGGAGGAGCUGCGCUGCCGCGACAAGCCGACGGACCACCUCUGCUUUGUGCGCUGCAACUAUGGCGCACUCUGGGCUCCGUCUCUCAUCCCCCCUCACGACGCAUGGCGGCAGGUCGCGGCCGACUUCUCGCCUGCGUCCUGUGGUGAUCCGAUGCUGGCCGUCGUGACGGGAGUCAGCGUGGACGACUUCGUGGCGGCCGUGGGGGAGCGCAUGCGGGCGGCGGGGCUCGCCACGCUCUUCUUAUCCACCGACGGCUUCAUCCGCGGGCCGGAGAGCUGCCGGCUGGUGGAACGAGCAAUUGCGGGGCUGCUGGCUCACGACGCGGUGCAGCGGGUGGUGGUCCUCGAGCACUGCCGCGAUGCGGGGCAGACUGAACCUACCCGACAGGCGGCCAGAGUGUUUACCAGCGGAAUAGGGGAGACACCGCAAGUGGAACGGGAGGUCGGAGAAAAGGGGGCGGACGUGCUCGGAGCGUUGCUGCGCGAGCACGCGUCGUUCAUCAGUUUGGUGGAGCAGGAGGUGAGCCAGCGCGGGGCCGUGUUCCUGGGGACCAGCGAGUCCAGCUGGAGCAUGCAGGUGGCGCAGUCGCGCGAGUACACGGGGCGGGGGGCCACGCGCCUCGAGGCGCUCCUCCAGGGGCGGGCAGAUGUCGAGGGGGAGGAGGGGAUGGCGCCCUUUGUGAAUGAGUCCGGGGCGGAGCUGAGGAAGGACGAGCUGGAGCUGCUCUCGGGGGGGGCGUGCUUCGCCCGACAGAACUUCCCAAUGCUGGAGACAGGCGGCAAGAGCAUCCUGGGCAAUCGCAGCGACCACUGGGUGGACUACCUGGCAUGCGAGGGCCGGCUCGCGCAGGGCGGGCGGUGCAGAGCGGAGUGCAGCUCCCAAAACUAGCUUAGCUCAAAUUAAUUAUGUCGCUGCUGCUGCCUUAGCCUAGAUACUGAAGGAUUCGUAAAUAUUCUUUGAUUCAAAAGGGUCAGAAUACGUGUCUAGCUAGCCUUGGUUGGUUGCAUAAUACCAGAUGACGACUUGCUGCGUAAGCGUACAUAAUUCUAAGUUAGCAAAAUGUUAAGCUGCAGUAGCUACAUUAGCCUAGCGCAGUAGUUGCUCUGCGCGCCGGGUGAUCGGACAGAGGAGAUAACCAUGGAAAUAACCGUCAGGAGAGGAGCACGCGCGCGGUGCAUUUGAGGUGGCUGGACGCUGAGUCGGAGAGGUUGAACAAGUGCGAAUUCGGAUGCUGCGCUCACAGGUAACGGAUCGACUUGCAAUUGUCUUGCUUAAAAUACGCAGUAGCUGGCCCAUCGAACCCUGCGAACGCAAUUGCCAAAUUGUUUACAACCGUCAUCGAAAAUCUAAGAUACUUAAUACAUUGCAUAGACCAACUUAUGGCGA
Molecule: messenger RNA, 2470 nt
Organism: Klebsormidium nitens
Lineage: Eukaryota; Viridiplantae; Streptophyta; Klebsormidiophyceae; Klebsormidiales; Klebsormidiaceae
Source: the annotation of a GenBank genome assembly